Messenger RNA from Nerophis lumbriciformis (worm pipefish), 3330 nucleotides. RefSeq lists its product as uncharacterized. Lineage: Eukaryota; Metazoa; Chordata; Actinopteri; Syngnathiformes; Syngnathidae. Gene Ontology annotation, biological process: immune response-regulating cell surface receptor signaling pathway. Gene Ontology annotation, molecular function: protein binding. The record is from RefSeq and is a predicted model, not a curated record. Gene Ontology annotation, cellular component: CD40 receptor complex; external side of plasma membrane.
GGACAAAAACAUACACUUUAAUGUACUACAACAGGGGCAGAAACAUACACUUUAAAGGACUACAACAGGGGCAAAAACAUCCCUCAAGUUUUCCCUAUAUUUUUGUAUGAUUAUAUAAAUGUAUUUUGGCAAUUUUACACCACUUGGUAGAGCAACUCUGAUUGUGUCGUCAUCGAUUUGUGCUUUGGAAUAAAUAAGAAAAUGCAGAAGGUGUCUGGUGGGAUUAAAUGUUUUAUUUUCUUACAUUUCUGCCCUAUUCCUUGCCUAGGUGGGACAUCCAGCAAGUCCUGCCAAAAAUACCACUGAACCAACAUUUCUGUCCAUUUUAUUUCAUUUAAUUUCUUUUUGCCCCAUUUCCUGUUAAAAAAAAACAAAAAAACGCUCACAUCAUGUUUUGCAUGGUGAGCGCGCUUGACACGGAAAGAGGCCGAGGCUUUGCUGCAGAGGCCGCACCUGCUGGUACUCAGUGGGCGGAAGAGACGUGAGCUCCGGAGGAAAGAGUGACGCCAAGGUGACGGCAGCCACAACAGGGUAUCAAUGGAGCUUCCCAGCCUAAGGAUGGGCUUGAAAGUGCAUUAUUUAGUGAGUGUGCUGUUGUCAUCUGCACAGCUGCUGCAAACUUUACCCCUGACCGAGGAGAACCACCAGCAAAAAAUGUGCAGAAUGUGUCCUCCAGGUAAGUUCCAGAAGUCUUGCAACCAGUGCGAGCCGUGCCCUCGAUUGAGCUACACCGCCGACUGGAACCGCGAGGACGACUGCCAUCGUUGCUAUGGCGACUGCAGGCCCGAGUUUAACCAGAAGGUGAUUAAAAACUGCAGCAGCACGUCAAACCUCAAGUGUGCCUGCCAGGCUGGCUUUCGCUGCACCAGCGUGGUUCGGUACAGCGAGAACUGCAAGAACUGUGUCAAGAUAAGCGACGUGACCACAUUGGCAACAACAACAACAACAACAAAAGUCACUGUGACUUCAGAUGAACAUGAGCAGACUCCUUCCCCCUCUUCCUCAGCAGACGACAGCAUCUCUGCAAGAUUGUGCUCAUCUCCAGAAUGCGAUAGACAGGGUGGAAACAGCUCACCUAUCAAGGAAGAAAAGAGGAGCACCGACCAGCUGGCGGCCAUCGUGUGUCUGGUGGUCGUCAUGGUAACUGCCGCCCUGGUAAUCCUAUUCUGCAUCUGUCAACCCGGGGAAGAAACCUGCUUGAAGAGAGCUGUGAUGAAGUUGCACAAUAAGGGUGGUGGGGAUGCUGCAGAGAAGAAGAAGGAAGAGCAUUUCCCCGUAAACCCAUGUGGUGCUGUGCAUGUCCACAAUGCAGGCACAGUCAUCUUCAGCUGGCUCAGUCACUUUACCGGCCAAGUGGGCCCCGUCAUGGAAGCCAGGAGGGUUGCAGAGAAGCAGGAGGAGGAGGAGGAUGACCAAACCCCUUCUACUUUGUUGACUCACCCCGUGACCUCACCCAGCGUUCCCCUUUCUGAGGAGGAGAGAAGUGGCAAAGCAGCAGGGGUCUUCUUCCCCUCCCAGGAGGAAGGCAAAGAGUGGCACGUGUCCAAAGAGGAGGGGUUCUGAUGGAAGACUAUGUCACUGGACUGGUGCUAAGUUCACAACGUCUGAGAAGAACGACUUGUCUGGUAGGACUGAAGUCCACAAUAAGUGUGAUGGGGCACCAUUUUCUUAAUGGUUUUAUGGAAAUACAGUGGAACCUCGAUUCACACACGCCUCUAUUUGCGUCCUUUUCGGUUUAUGAACGUUUACAUCACGCCAAAUAUGCCUCUGUGUACGGACCAUGUUUCUGCAUACGAACGCUUCAUCCAUUUAUCCAUUCAUUCAUUAUUCUGUGUGCCACCGGAAGCCCUAUGGUGCCUGCCAUUUUGAUGACGUCACUUCUGACGAGUUUAUAAUUGUCGUACCUUGCGCCGGUCAGAGCUGUAAGAGCAUUUCAGUAGUGUUUAUAAGAGUGUUUCAGUAGUGUAUGUAAGAGCAUUUCAGUAGUGUUUAUAAGAGUGUUUCAGUAGUGUAUGUAAGAGUGUUUCAGUAGUGUUUAUAAGAGUGUUUCAGUAGUAUUUAUAAGAGCAUUUCAGUAGUGUAUGUAAGAGCAUUUCAGUAGUGUUUAUAAGAGUGUUUCAGUAGUGUGUAUAAAAGAAAAACAUUUCAGUUGUUUAUGUGAGAGCAUUUCAGUAGUGUAUGUAAGAGCAUUUCAGUAGUGUUUAUAAGAGUGUUUCAGUAGUGUGUAUAAAAGAAAAAGAUUUCAGUUGUUUAUGUGAGAGCAUUUCAGUAGUGUAUGUAAGAGCAUUUCAGUAGUGUUUAUAAGAGUGUUUCAGUAGUGUGUAUAAAAGAAAAAGAUUGCAGUUGUUUAUGUGAGAGCAUUUCAGUAGUGUAUGUAAGAGCAUUUCAGUAGUGUUUAUAAGAGUGUUUCAGUAGUGUGUAUAAAAGAAAAAGAUUUCAGUUGUUUAUGUGAGAGCAUUUCAGUAGUGUAUGUAAGAGCAUUUCAGUAGUGUUUAUAAGAGUGUUUCAGUAGUGUGUAUAAAAGAAAAAGAUUUCAGUUGUUUAUGUGAGAGCAUUUCAGUAGUGUAUGUAAGAGCAUUUCAGUAGUGUUUAUAAGAGUGUUUCAGUAGUGUGUAUAAAAGAAAAAGAUUUCAGUUGUUUAUGUGAGAGCAUUUCAGUAGUGUAUGUAAGAGCAUUUCAGUAGUGUAUGUAAGAGCAUUUCAGUAGUGUUUAUAAGAGUGUUUCAGUAGUAUGUAUAAAAGAAAAAGAUUUCAGUUGUUUAUGUGAGAGCAUUUCAGUAGUGUAUGUCAGAGGUAAUUCUGAAUAAUGUCCCUAACGACCCCUCAUAUGAGGCUGUCUUCUGGGAUUGGAAAUGCUUUCAUAGUCUUGCUCUAUAGCUUCCGGUUACUAAACAACCACUGAGCUAGCAUUGUAGAAAAUUUAGCCUCCCGUUUGCGGCGGCUUCACUUUGAGUAUUUUAUUAUCGAAGAGGCUUUGUUCCGCAGCAAGUCUUUAAUUGUGAUGAGACUGAAAAAGAUUCCACAGCGAACCAUUAUUACAGCGAAGGAGAAGGCACUACCGUGACACAAGCCGAUGAAGGAUCACCUCACACUGAUCGUUUGUGCUAACGCUAGCGGCGACUACGUGACGCCACUGCUCGGUUGUCACUCUGAAACUCCCAGAGUGUUCAACAAUUCUACAAAUAUCCCCAGACAUAAGAUAAAAUGGGUUUCCUUCUUUUGUUUUGUUUUUGAAGCGCGCCAACAAGACUUGUUUGUGUGUAAGUGUGUGUUCAGUGUCGACAUUUAAGCUUACUGUAUUGUUGUUGUUUGGAUAAAAAAAAGAUUGUUG